AGAUAUUGGAUACUCAGCUCAGCAGUCAGCCAAUUCGCAUGGAGCUAUAACGAGACGUGUCCGGCCUCCUUCCAGUCACUCCCGCCUCCUGCAGCUCGCUGCUCCUUUUCCCCCAUAGCUCCAUGGCCGCUCCGUCGCCGCCCACACCAGGCACGGGCAGACUCCCGACGAUGGCGGACAUCAUGGCCACGUCGCGCGCGCAGGGCCUGCGCAUGCGCUUAAGCACGCUUGGCCCUCUCUUCCGCGUCACGGCGACCCGCGUCGGCGGCGACGGCGACGUGGAGCUGGGCCGCGCCGAGGGCGCCAUCCGGCCUUGGCCCGGGGGCGCCGUGUUGCACCUCGAUUCCAUGCGGAUGUCGCGCGCCACGCUCGAGGUCCCCAACCGGCCCCUGUUCGGUCUCGGCAUCUUCCUAGGCGCCGUCACCGUGCGUCAUGGCUUCGACGCUGGCUGCGUGCGCGCCGAGCUGCUAGCCAUCAACGAUACGCCGCUCUAUCACAAGAAGCUUGUUAAGUUCUAUACAAGGAUGGGUUUCAAGGCUGUGCAUGAGCAUUUAAACAAAUGGCCAGACAGAUUAUAUAUUUAUAUCCCGGUGACAACCGAAUGUAAGGGAGCAAGAAAAUGGUGACUCAGCUCAAUAUUCAGGAGCUUCACUUCCUGAGAGACAGUCAAGCUCUUCAAACUGCAGGUCAGGUCAAGCAAGAAAUCUCCAUGAUCUGUCACCAACUUGAUGAUUUCUACAUGUGCAUCGGCAGUCGACCUUUAGCUCCACCCAGCCAAAAAUAUAAAUGAAGCUGCCUGCUCGUAGAGCUAUCAAAUGUAACUCUGCCUACAAGCCUAUCUACCGUACAAGCAAUAGAAUCAAGUUUUGAUUUUUAGUUCACUUAUGAUAACAUUUAGAUCCUUUUGAGAAUCAAUAAAAUCCUUAAUAACUCCUUCAAGUUCAAUAUGUAUUCAAUUAUUAUUGUUGUAAGAAUUUCCACAAGGAUUACAUAAGAGUUUGUAUAAGGAUAGAAGGA
This is a messenger RNA of Hordeum vulgare subsp. vulgare (domesticated barley), 1017 nucleotides long. RefSeq lists its product as uncharacterized. NCBI's taxonomy places the organism in Eukaryota, Viridiplantae, Streptophyta, Magnoliopsida, Poales, Poaceae. The transcript is spliced from 3 exons. Bases 123 to 626 code for a protein of 167 amino acids. The record is from RefSeq and is a predicted model, not a curated record.